GCGCGCGCAAGAGUGACGCGACUGCGCGCGCGGGGCGGGGCCGGGCUGGGCCGUGUCGCUGGCGGCUCUGAGAGUUUGGCGCGACUCCAGCCCGUGGCCCCGCCGCCAUGAGCACCAAGCAGGUCACCUGCAGGUAUUUUAUGCAUGGUGUGUGUCGCGAAGGCAGCCAGUGCCUAUUCUCACAUGACUUGGCGAACAGCAAGCCAUCCAACAUCUGCAAAUACUACCAGAAGGGCUACUGUGCCUAUGGUGCACGCUGCAGAUAUGAUCAUACAAAGCCCCCAGCUGCAGCAGGUGGAGCUGUGGGCCCUGCACCCCACUCUUUGCCCUCCCCAAGCUUGCCCAGUCCUCACCCUUCUCCUGACAUCGCCACAUCUGUUAUGAGGACACAUUUGCAUGAACCAGGGAAGCGGGAGAAGAAGACACUGGUGCUCAGGGACCGCAAUCUCACUGGCCUGGCUGAAGAGAAGACUCUCCCGAGCACAGUGACUAAUCCAGGUGGCUGCAGUGACCCUCAGACCAGCCCAGAGAUGAAGCCCCACUCCUACCUAGAUGCCAUCAGGAGUGGCCUAGAUGACUUGGAGGCCAGCAGCUCCUACAGCAGUGAGCCGCAGUUGUGCCCCUAUGCUGCUGCUGGGGAGUGCCGGUUUGGAGAUGCCUGUGUCUACCUGCAUGGGGACAUGUGUGAGAUCUGCAGGCUUCAAGUCCUGCACCCCUUUGACCCAGAACAAAGGAAAGCUCAUGAGAAGAUGUGUAUGUCGACAUUUGAACACGAGAUGGAAAAGGCUUUUGCCUUCCAGGCGAGCCAGGACAAAGUGUGCAGUAUCUGUAUGGAGGUGAUCUUGGAGAAGGCGUCUGCUUCUGAGAGGAGGUUUGGCAUUCUCUCCAGCUGCAGCCACACCUACUGCCUUUCCUGCAUCCGCCAAUGGAGAUGCGCUAAACAGUUUGAAAACCCGAUCAUAAAGUCUUGUCCGGAGUGCCGUGUGAUAUCAGAGUUUGUAAUUCCAAGUGUGUACUGGGUAGAAGAUCAGAAUAAAAAGAAUGAGUUGAUUGAAGCUUUCAAACAGGGAAUGGGGAAAAAGGCAUGUAAAUACUUUGAACAAGGCAAGGGGACCUGUCCCUUUGGAAGCAAGUGCCUUUACCGCCAUGCUUACCCUGAUGGGCGACUGGCAGAGCCAGAGAAACCUCGGAAGCAGCUGAGUUCUGAAGGCACUGUGAGGUUCUUUAACUCAGUGCGGCUUUGGGAUUUUAUCGAGAACCGAGAAACCCAGCAUGUCCCUAGCACCGAUGAUGUCGACGUGACAGAGCUUGGAGACCUCUUCAUGCACCUUUCUGGAGUAGAAUCAUCAGAACCCUAGAAUCAGUGCUGACACUGAUUUCGGGCUCUGUGGUCACAACUUUCCAAGGCAGGGUGCGAAAGCCUCUGUCACCGACCCAAGGUAGCAUGUACCUGGAUGUAAGUGUGGUAGCAAAUCCCCUUGGUCUCUUCAUGCUCCACUUUCACAGCCCUGGUGAAGGGAAGGACAUAAGAUAACCAAGUCCAUGGAAUCACUACGUUUAGAGUUGGGCUCUUAGUUGUACCUCCAGCCCCUUUACCGGGGACCAGCUAUGUGGUCCAGCUGUUUUAAUUGAUUGCUUUUAAAUGAAACCCAACUGCCAUCUUUCUUUUGUGACUUUCUUAAGCAACAGUAAACUUGGAGCUGCUCAUUAAAGCAGCAGAUCUGUUUUUCUUACCAAGGCGUCGCCAGCCCUGUAGAGGGCUCCUCUGCAGUGACCAAUCUCUAAUGUAGUGUGUUGUGAGCCUUGGAAUUUAUACACCUCUGUAGAACACGUGGUCAUGUUGGUGCUGCACUACAGCAUAGAUUCUUACUGCUCUGAGGAUGGUCAGGCUUGAUUUAGUUCCCUCCAGAGUCCCAAAGCAGUUGACAGUUAAAGGGUGGGUCCUAUAAUGAUAGAAACCCUAUCUAUAAAGGUCUCCAGGGAAACUCCAUCGCCAUCCUCCCCUUAUAGUGAGAGAGAGCAUAAGACACUGAGGCAUCACAAUUCAAACUGCCUGUUCUCGCCUGUAAAGUAGGCCCUACUCUACGCUGUUUUUGUGGUCUUGACCCACAGUCAUUCAUACCUGAGGGGACGUGAAGCCAGCCAAGACAGCUGGAUUGUAAAUGUAGUGCGUAUAACUUUGUAAGUCACAGCAAGUUUGUUCUAAACCUAAAUUUAUUUUUGUAAAAAGCUCUGUAGAUCUCAGAUAUUUUAUAAAUGCACUCCUUAUA
This is a messenger RNA of Peromyscus californicus insignis, 2270 nucleotides long. It is a transcript of the gene Mkrn2, whose product is annotated as makorin ring finger protein 2. Gene Ontology annotation, molecular function: metal ion binding; ubiquitin protein ligase activity. The record is from RefSeq and is a predicted model, not a curated record. Lineage: Eukaryota; Metazoa; Chordata; Mammalia; Rodentia; Cricetidae. Bases 108 to 1358 code for a protein of 416 amino acids. Gene Ontology annotation, biological process: protein polyubiquitination. The transcript has 8 exons.